Fukomys damarensis (Damara mole-rat) is the source of this 855-nucleotide messenger RNA. RefSeq names its product replication protein A3 (gene Rpa3). The record is from RefSeq and is a predicted model, not a curated record. Gene Ontology annotation, molecular function: damaged DNA binding; single-stranded DNA binding. Bases 100 to 468 code for a protein of 122 amino acids. Gene Ontology annotation, cellular component: site of double-strand break; nucleus; DNA replication factor A complex. Gene Ontology annotation, biological process: nucleotide-excision repair; mismatch repair; base-excision repair. The transcript has 4 exons. NCBI's taxonomy places the organism in Eukaryota, Metazoa, Chordata, Mammalia, Rodentia, Bathyergidae.
UAGUUUUUUUCUGAUUGGUCCCAGAAAUGUCUACAUGGACGCCGGCGGGGCUCUCUUUUUCAGCGGACCGCCUGUUUCGCGCCAGCAGGAUCAGUAAACAUGGUGGACGUGAUGGAGUUGUCUAAAUCGCGCAUCAACGCCAGCAUGCUAUCUCAGUUCAUUGACCGGCCAGUGUGCUUCGUAGGGAAGCUGGAAAAGAUUCAUCCCACUGGAAAAAUGUUUAUCCUGUCAGAUGGAGAAGGAAAAAAUGGAACCAUUGAAUUAAUGGAGCCACUUGAUGAAGAAAUAUCUGGAAUCCUGGAAGUAGUUGGAAGAGUAACACCCAAGGCUACCAUCAUGUGUGCAUCUUACGUCCAGUUUAGAGAAGACAACAAUCCUUUUGAUCUUGGACUUUACAAUGAAGCAGUGAAAAUUAUCCAUGAAUUCCCUCAGUUUUUUCCUUUCGGAGUUGUACAACAUGAAUCUUGAUAAACAUUUUUGUGAUUACAAGAAGCUACACUGAUGAAUAUUAAAGGAAUCCCUUCAGAUUUUAGGGAGACUUCUUUGAUUUCUAACAUUUAAUUUGUUUUUAAAAUUUCAUUAUCAAAUGUUAGAUAUUUCAAUAUGCAAUUUUUGAUGGACCUGCUAUAUUAUUAACAGUUCUCACCUAACGUUCUUUUUUUUUUUUUUUGGUAUUACAGGUCAAACCACCUAAGACCCUUUAUAAAAAAAGUUGCUACUAUGUGGUAUGGUCAGAUAAGUUGCAAAAGCAAAGCAUAUGUGGUAUGGUCCGAUAAGAUGCAAAAACAAAGCAUCUGGUCUUGUAUUUAUGUUUCUGUUUUACUAAUAAAAAUUUGAAUGGUGUAUACUAUUCAU